AACGUAACGCGGGAAAACCUGGGGCUCAGCCUAGGGUGUGGGCGCGCAGGGGUGGCGGCGGCUCUUCCUCGGGCAUCGCCGGGACCGGGACUACCAGCGGAGUCGGCGCCGUUUCGGAAAGGUGCGAGGAGACUGUGGCUGCUUCAGUCCGGCCACUGCUAUGGCCUGGGGCUGCCGCUGAGUUUGCGAAUCCGAUCGGGGGUGGCCGCGGAGGGGAGGAAGGCACGGAAAACCCGCCGGGAGCUGCCGUCCCCGGCGAUGAGCGGCUGAGGUGGGCCCGAGCGGUGGCCGCUGGACCUCCGUGCCGCUCCACACCUCCUUCCCCAUCCCGGGACGCGGAGUCAGACAGCGAGGCUGAGCCACCGCUCUCUCACCCCGUUCCCGGCGCCGGUGCCCGCGAGGGGUCGGCGAUGGCGGAGCGGCUGCCACCUGGUCCCCCGGUGAUUUUUUGCCAGGACUCUCCGAAGCGCGUCCUGGUUUCCGUUAUCAAAACGACCCCGAUCAAACCAUCCUCACCGGCAGCCGGCGAGGAGCCGGCGCCCGCCCCGCCCGUCCCCAACAGCCCCGGCUUCAGCGACUUUAUGGUCUACCCCUGGCGCUGGGGAGAGAAUGCCCACAACGUGACCCUCAGCCCUGGCGCCGCCGCCGCGCCCCCGGCUCUCCCACCGCCCCUUGGGGGAGCGGGCAGGGCGGUCACCGGGGACGGCGAGCGAGCCGGGAGCCCGGGCGACGGAGGCGGCAGGCACCGGCACCUGAAGCGGUGGGAUAGUGCGGGAUGCCAGCUCCUCGCUGUGUUAAUGCAGGAUGGGCUAAGGCGAGGCCGUCCGAGAGCAGACACCGUCCGCGACCUGAUUAGCGAAGGAGAGCACUCUUCCAGCAGAAUACGCUGCAAUAUCUGCAACAGGGUUUUCCCACGAGAGAAAUCUCUGCAGGCCCACAAACGAACGCACACCGGUGAAAGGCCUUAUUUGUGUGACUACCCAGACUGUGGGAAAGCCUUUGUUCAGAGUGGACAGCUCAAAACCCACCAGCGUCUCCACACAGGGGAGAAACCUUUCGUCUGCUCAGAGAAUGGAUGUUUAAGCAGAUUCACACAUGCAAACCGUCACUGCCCCAAGCAUCCGUAUGCCCGACUGAAGAGGGAAGAGCUUACAGACAGGCUGAGUAAGAAGGAGACGGCUGACAAUAAAGCUGUAGCUGAGUGGCUAGCAAAAUACUGGGAGACCAGAGAACAGCGGGCUCCUGCUUUGAAAAGUAAAACAAUACAGAAAACGGAUCAGGAGCAGCAGGACCCCAUGGAAUAUCUUCAGUCUGAUGAAGAGGAUGAUGAAGAAGAGAAAAACAGCGCUCAUUCAGCUGCUUGCCGCCGCCUCCAGGAACAGCGUGAACGCAUGCAUGGCGCACUGGCUCUGAUUGAGCUUGCAAACCUAGCUGUGGCACCGCUGUGACAGUAGAUCGGAACAGUCUGCCUAUACAAAAUGUACUUACUGGUGGUAUUUAACCAGUUAGAUCCUGAGUAUAAAUAAGCUAAGCACCUUAUUUGCUUAUCAUAGGCUGCUAUUCUGUAGAAUUUAUGAAGAAUGUUGUUGCCCCAUUACAUGGGGUGAGAGAAUUGCACUUUUUUUAAGGUAAAAGAUAGUUGUAAAGUUUCUAAGUAUUUUGUAAAUAUAGGAAUGCAUAAUGCAGGGUUGACAAAUGUAUGUGUUGUGGGAAGCUAGAUUUUGCAAGGUUAACUCAUUUAUUUGAAGCAGUUUUCACAGGAAGCACUUUCUAAACAAAGUGUUUGCGAUUAGCAGAAUGGUACACGUGGCCAAAGAAGCCUGACAAAAAAGAAAAGUAUUUAUCUGACUAUUUAAGCAAGUUUAUAUUAAGUGGUAGGUCUGAAGAUGUUAAGCAGCAAUGAAACCGUAUUUUUCUGGUGUGAGUACAUCUUUACCUAGUAUUACUGAGGCCGAAGGCAAAAAGCUUGGUUAUCUCAGCUUUCAGAAGGGAAGAAACUACUUCAUGCAGGAAACUGUAAGAUCAUUAAGGAUCGUCACUGUGACUGCUCAAGGUGUGAGGCUUGACUUUGCUGUUUUACCUUUUCUGAUUUGAUUUCAGCAGAAUCUCUUGGUAGCACUUGUUAAUCCUAACGUGAUGUUAGGAACUUUUGCACAUUGUUGGGUUUAUCUGAAAAUGAUUAGGCUUGCAAAGUCUACACAAAGGUAAAGAAUUGGCAACAUUUUUUUUUUCAGCUAUUUUUGGACCCUGUAGUGAUUUGGCACUUGAAUUUGCUAAAGGGGGUAUUUACAUGGUGGUAUGGAUUUGUAGUAAACUAUUUUAGGAGUCCUAUUAGCAAACACUAAGUUCUAAAGUAUUGCUUUUAUGUGAUUAUUAGCAAAUAGCCUCUGUACUUUCCUUGCAUAAAGCCACCUUAUUGCUUUACUUCAGGAUAACAUGCCAGUUUUGUGUUCACUAACUGUAGCACAGCUAUCAAUUAAACACUGCAGAAAACUAUUCACUAUACAACUAGGAAAUAGACUUCCGAAGAUAGUUACAAAUGUGAUAACAGUGUGAUUGCAUAUAUUUCCCAAAUAAAUGAAGUUGCAGAAUGCUGCCUAGUACUCAGAUGCUGAUAAGAAAUGUUCAGUAGGAUAUCUUGUCACUUCCUGAAUGUUGUAUGCUUUCGAAGAGGAUUGUCUCAUGGUGAUCAUUUUCUGUAUUUUGCUUUGAAGGCAACCAGAGAUUCCUAAUAUGCUAACAAAACUUUUUUUAGUGACAGUCAUUUAAAAUCUGUUUUCAGAUCAGACUCUUUGUUUUGUGGUUUUGUGUGGUUUUUCUGGUUCUAUUCUUGUUUCUUUAAGCUCCUGCUUAAGGGGCUAUUUUUGUAUAUCCCUAUAAAGGGUUAUAAAAAAAUAAGUUGCAUUUACUGACCUGCUUGCUUUAAUUCCUUCCUCUUGUUGAAGGUCAGGAAAUUCAGAUGAGAAGGGAAGUCACUUUCCCUCUUGCUUAUACAAGAGGAAGAAACAAUUUUACCAAUCAUUUGAUAUAGACUGACCAGAUGCAUACAGCUGUUCCAGAAACGUGAGAUUUUACACCAGGAACUGCAACUGUUGGAUCACGUUCUCUAAUAACCUGUUGUGGUUGAAGAUCUCAUUAACCCAGUUUGUUUUGGUUUUAAGUCAUGUAUUGAUGCACUUAAGUAAAGAGUAAUUGAAAAUUAAAAAUGAAAUUAAAUCAUUGAAUGUAAAUAAUUUUGCACCACUGAUACGGUUUAACUUUUGCUUUCAGUUCCUAAACUUAGCAGAUGUCAGGCUCAUUUGUUUCUGUUUAAAGUCUUUCAGGCUUAAAGGUGUGAAACAUUGUAGUCAUUCUAGGCUUCUCAGCCUAUGUAUUAAACUGGUAGUUUGCGUGUGUAGGUUUGGAGCCUCUCAAAUUACGUGCUUUUGAAUGCUUAGUUGGCUGCAUGCAAAUAGUCUGAUCCCAAAAUGAGACCUGAACCUAAAUCUGUUGCACUUCUGAGUCAUAAUUCAGAAUUGAUCUCAUGUAGAAUUUCACAGGGCACAAGACUCUGUAAUUACCAGCCAGUUGCAGACUGGAGUCGUAACUUCAUAGCAUUGAUUCUUAAUAUUUUUUCUUUAGUAUUACUAUUUUUUUCCCAGUCAGCUGUAAUGCUUUGGGCAACUCGCAGAGUAUUUCUUAAGAUCUGACAAGUGCACUGAAUUGUACUUGGCUGUAAGGAAAAUUCAGAAGCAGUUUUGUGUUGUGACAAGUUUUGGGUAAAAUAUCAGGUAAAAAAAAAACCAAAUGUGGAAAACCGCUUUUUGUUUUAUUAAGGAGUGAUUACAUGCAAGGAAUCUUGAAUUGUUCAGUGCUUUGAAAGAUUUAAGUUGUAGUUUGGCAUGACUUAACAGCAGGUGAGUGGAUGUGCUGUCAUUUAAAUAGGAGCUUUGAAUAAAAGCUUGGUUUGAUUUUCA
Messenger RNA from Pezoporus flaviventris, 3956 nucleotides. It is a transcript of the gene ZNF367, whose product is annotated as zinc finger protein 367. The transcript has 5 exons. Gene Ontology annotation, cellular component: cell-cell junction. NCBI's taxonomy places the organism in Eukaryota, Metazoa, Chordata, Aves, Psittaciformes, Psittacidae. Gene Ontology annotation, biological process: homophilic cell-cell adhesion. Bases 411 to 1448 code for a protein of 345 amino acids. The record is from RefSeq and is a predicted model, not a curated record. Gene Ontology annotation, molecular function: ionotropic glutamate receptor binding.